Molecule: messenger RNA, 938 nt
Organism: Neurospora tetraspora
Lineage: Eukaryota; Fungi; Ascomycota; Sordariomycetes; Sordariales; Sordariaceae
Product: integral membrane protein S linking to the trans Golgi network-domain-containing protein
Exons: 2
Coding region: 129-920 (263 amino acids)
Biological process (GO): Golgi to plasma membrane protein transport; protein localization to Golgi apparatus; Golgi to endosome transport
Cellular component (GO): Golgi membrane; trans-Golgi network
Source: RefSeq, a predicted model, not a curated record
CUUCAAACACCACCCUCGAACUAGACAAUCUCAAAGUUCCAAUCCUCGACGACCAGACGACGAAAUAGCUACCAUACACACGAGAACCCCAUCGUACACAACCAAACCAAAACAAACCGACGACCACAAUGCCCCGCCGCCGCCGUCCCCCGCGCUCCGGCGCCCUAACCGAGCUUCCGCCCCUCAAGAUCCUCAGCCAGAUUGCCGCGCUACAAGCAAUCUACUACGCGGCCGCCCUGGUUCUCAUGUUCUUCACCGCGGCCGUGGCAGGGAACCCGUUCACGCUGGAUUUGGUGUUCGGGUGGGAGGCGGUAAGGGGGGAUAACACGCAGGGGUGGUUGAAUGGGUUUAUUUGGUGUUUGGUGGGUGGGUUGGUGUUACCCCUCUCCCUAACAGCCAUCGUCCAACGCUCCAAGCUCAUCCUCGACUUCGCCCUCACCACGCACUUCAUCCACCUCGUCGUCGUCACCCUCUACACCACGCCCGACCACACCUUACCUCGCCACACAGCCUGGUGGCUGACCAUGGCCAUUUCCUCCUUGGCUUCGUUCCUGCUUGGGUCGUGGGGGUGUCGAUAUAGGGAGCUUCAGCCUAUUGCUUUUGGUGGACAUGGCGGUAAUACCACCACUUCCAACAAUAAUACGAACGGAGGAGAGGGAGGACUAGGAGGAGCAGGGGAUGAAGAACAGGGCUUUAUUACAGGUGGAAGAGGGGGAAGAACCAAGCGCGGCUCCCGCGGUGAUCUGGGAGGGGAUUACGAAAUGGUCACCAUGGCCGGCGGCAGCGGCAGCGGCGGCGUAAGCGGUGGCGCAAGCGGCGGCGCAAGUGGUAAAGGGCACGGUCAUGGGAGAUCACAAAGCACCACCGUUUCACAAGCCGGAGGGCUACUAGGAAUGGGCCCAUUACAAAAAGCCGACUAGAAGUCAUCAUGGUCACCA